AUGAACUCUCCACCUCUUUCUCCGAUUACCUCGCUAUUCCUGUACUACUCUUCAAACUCACACAAACGAAAACAACCUAACACCUCAGCCUCGACGAAUACUCUUGCCACCCUGCCGUCCACACCACCUCUCCCACCUCCCCUCUUAUCCGGUACCGGUACCACCUUUGGCACCCCAUACACACCUGCACAACCUGGCUUUCAGACUCAGUACAGUCAAGAUCAACAAUAUACUGACCCUUCUGGGUCAGGAGGAGGAGAUUACAAAUCAGGUGGAGAUCCCUGGGCUUUCAACGCCUUCAGUUCACCUCCCUCCCCCUCCACGAUAACAUCCACUAGUGAUUCACAGACUGGGGGGGAAACUUUCCCCCCUUCUGAUACAGGUGAAGGUGAAUCAUCGUCUUCCAGGUCUGGAUCAUCCCGUCGUCAGAAUUUAUCUCUCAACAUCAGCUCCCUGCCUACACCCUUCCAGAACGCUUCCUUACAAUCACCCGGAUCUCUAGCUUCUAGCGGUGCUCCGUUUACCGAUUCCUUCACCUCUUCAUCACACAACGUCAACUUUGAGCAGGAUUACUUCCACUUUGCGGAUGGUUCGUUCUCUUCUACCGGAGAAGGGUCAUUAGCAGGCCAGAUACCUCUUGUCCCUCAAGGACAACACCCCACACAUAGAUUACCCGCCUCUCAACCUUCCAGUCCAAUCAGAGGUGUUUAUGCUUUACCUUUUGGUAAUCAAGUUGGCAGACAGCGAGGAGCGACGUUCAGCGGUGGAUCGUUCUACCCUUACGAUCAGAACGGAUCACCAGUCUUCACCUUCAGCCAGAAUAUCCCUGCUCCUCAAGCCAUACCCCCUCAUCUCACUUUCACGAACAUCCAAUCACCACUACACUCACCUUUAGCACCUUCACCGGUCAUAUCAGCUUCUCCCGUACAGCUGCAAACCGACAAUUCUUCCUUCUUCCCUGUUCAGCAAACACAACAACAACCGCAAGCACAGGGACUGGGCGUGCAAGAGGUGUUGAUGGAAGACGUGUCUACCCCAACACCUGCUGUACAACCACCGGUCCUCAGCAGGAAAUCCUCCUUGGGACAGCUGCAGCAACAGCCAUUCGGGUCUAUGACACCAGAGUUCUCUAUGGAAAUGGUAGAUAAGCUCUCGUUGUUGGACAAAAUCGUUAUAUCUGCCCAAACCGCCAAAGACGCUCUUCUUCGUGGCGAACAAGUAGACGUAUCAGCUAGUCUUGGAGAUAUCAAUCAUCAGCUCGAAAUCGCCAGUGAACUGGGAGUCGGACCUGUUCCUACCCCCAGAGAUAUGAAUACACCCAACUCACAGAGUGUAUCGCCUGUCAACUUCACCACAUCACCUACAGUCCAAACAACAUCCGGUAUGAGCCAAACAUUUUCAAAUCCAAUCGGCCAACCCACAAUCCCCACUCAAAUGCAUCCUCCCAAGAAUGUCCCAUCACAAGGGCUGCUACCUUCGUUACCUGUUGAUGGAAACGUGGUGAAUGCUAACCGAGCUGUAUCGGCCACGCCUUUAACCUCCGGAAACUCUAAUUUGAUGGCGGCUGCAACACCGACCGAUUUCCUGAAUGGGAACAAGGCCCAAGCUCCACCUCUGGUUCACUCUCAUUCUUUCCCCAACGGACAUCAAUUACCUAGUCAGAUUCAAGGGACUAUGACACCAAGUACACCUGUCGUCCCAUCACCAUCUUUCAUCGCUGCCAUUGGUGCUCAACAUGCUCCCAUCGUAUCUUCACCUCUCGCUACCAUCCCACCAUCUCGUCCUCCUAGUCCACCUAGAUACACCAUCCCUACUCAACCAUGGACCAAUGACAUGAUGCCCACCAUGGACAUAUCCACUCAGAUGCCCUCAAACCAAAUUUCUCUCCAGCAACAACCCACUGUUGCUCUCGAACGACGAGCCUCGCAGAGUGAACGUGCCGAUGGGCUACCCAUCUCCAGAAAUAGGAGUACCUCUGUGCACAAACAAUGGGCACAUCCUAUGAUGACUGCGAGCGUACCUCCUUCGGUCUGGCAGUCACGACAAGGGUCACCAGAGGACAUGGAUGAGGAUGAGUCAGAGGAUGAAGGACCUCGCAAGAACAAGCGUAGAAGAAGUUCAGUGGGAGGUGAUGGCGGACCCAAUGCAGACCUGUUGAAUGGUGCUCUAAUCUCGGAAGAUAUAAGGAGACAGAUGGAUCAGAUCUUUGAGGAGUUUUUGAAUAGGGUCUGCUCGGAUUUGGAAAUCUGCGAUAGCAAAGGAGAGAAACUCCAUCAAGUUCUCAUGCCCAAGAAAAUGCAACGUCUUGAUGAAUCAACCGACUACCGUCCGUUCAAAUUCCGUAUUCAGGCUUUCACAAAUGCCUUUACUGAAGAGCUACAACGCCGUGGGAUCAGUGAAGAGACAAUGUCGGUCAAGAAGAUCAAGACAUAUCUCUGGAAACAAGACUUGAUCUCGCGUUUCAAUCCUGAUGGAAAGAAAGCUAAAUCAAAGGGAAACCAUAUCUGGAAUGUUGAUGCGAAGAAAUUACCUGGAGGUGGAUGGGUGUUCAGACCUUUCAAGAGGAGAAUCAUUGGUCAACCUAAUUCUUUCGCCCUUGUCAAUCAAAAAUACGAGUGGGAGCCUAGAAUAUGGGAUCCUCAAGCUGCAUCCGAUACUAUAAAACCUUCCUUCCACUCACCUCCUGGGGGGUUGCCAUCUUGGCUACGAUGGGAAGAUUCCACCAAAUUAGUUGGAUUACCCGAACAACCUACUGGGCCAUUACCUAUCACUGUCAUUGCCGAGUUCAUCGAUGGAUCAGGUAACCAGACUACUCUAGAGACCACAUUUACAAUCCAGGUAGUUCCUCAUCUCUUACCUCUUAACGAGACUACUGCAAUGUACGCUCAGGCUGGAUUUAUCCCAUUUGAUUUCCCUGAUCAACCGAAUGGUCAGCCGGUUGCUAUGAUAAACCAACAGGGGUGA
Kwoniella botswanensis is the source of this 2964-nucleotide messenger RNA. RefSeq lists its product as uncharacterized. The transcript is spliced from 6 exons. Gene Ontology annotation, cellular component: membrane. The record is from RefSeq and is a predicted model, not a curated record. Lineage: Eukaryota; Fungi; Basidiomycota; Tremellomycetes; Tremellales; Cryptococcaceae. Bases 1 to 2964 code for a protein of 987 amino acids. Gene Ontology annotation, molecular function: calcium ion binding.